Daphnia magna is the source of this 3004-nucleotide messenger RNA. RefSeq lists its product as uncharacterized. Bases 772 to 3003 code for a protein of 743 amino acids. The transcript has 4 exons. Gene Ontology annotation, biological process: proteolysis. The record is from RefSeq and is a predicted model, not a curated record. Gene Ontology annotation, molecular function: aspartic-type endopeptidase activity. Lineage: Eukaryota; Metazoa; Arthropoda; Branchiopoda; Diplostraca; Daphniidae.
AGAAAAGCACAUUUCAAAUCUCUGCAAUUUGGCAACGCCUAACUUUACUUCAAGUGCGAUUCUUACCCCUUCCUUACCGAGUCUUUGCGUGAAUCCGUCUGCUAGCCUUCUUGCGACGUUAAGACCACGCUCGUUUCACUGUUGAAACGAGAUAGUUACUGUCACGAUUAUUAUACCUUUCUCUGUUUCGUGAAGCCAUUUAUUCAGUUUUUUGGCUCGUUUUUCUGUCCUGAACUGUCAGUUCAAACCUCAUUCUGAGUGCUUUUUGCUUGUCUAGCAUUGGCUUCAUAUCUGUAUUCCCUGUCUGUGUGUGUAUUGGUCUGGGUGGCCACUCACAUUUUCUCGUGUCAUCCCAGACAUCACACGUAUGUCAUUUCACUGUAUGUCAGCACAGUUUGAGUCCCACACAUUCUUUCAUUUGUGUCGUGCAUGACCCAGCAACUGGCGAAUAAAUUACAGGGGCUGCUUACAACAGACCCCAGAAGGAACUUUGAAGGCUCCCAAUUCUUAGCGUCGAAACAUUGGUCCUUCGAACCGGAGUCAUCCACAGAGAUUCUUCUUGGCCUAUUCGUCGUUUCAAGUUGAUCCUACGUCUAUUCUCGUUUUUCCAGAACUUGUCAACGUUCCUGCUGGUCGAACACUGUCGACCAUUAGUCCAUUCUCUCACCUGGGUUGACUCCUUUCUCUUCAUUCACUUUCGGAGGAGCUUCUGCUCGCUGUCUCAUCUAGCUUCCAGCCAGUUAGCUGUCUACUCUCGCCUCAUUCAUCAGUAUGGCCGGUGUAAAUGGAGACAACGAGGUUCCUCAAGAGACGACCACACCUACAACCCAAAGGGACCUUCAAGAUGCUGCUACCUGGAAGAAGCAACGCAGUGCCUUACGUCAGCAGAUCACCAAGACAAUGCGGUACCUAGGCAACCUAGUUACUGACAGAGGUUCCAGAGGAUCCACUUCCAGUUUGAUGAAGCACCUUGAGACUCUAUUGGCCGCAGCCACUAAAAUCCAUACCAAUCGGUUGACAGUCGAAGAUCAGGCAGAAAAUGAUCGUCAAGACGAGUUUCAUCUAAAGUACGUUGAGCUGGCUGGAGACGCGUUGGAGAGAGGUCAACAAUAUUUGAAUUCAAGAGUAGGUGAACCUCCCUCUGUAACUGCAGGCAAUCGGGCACCAUCUAUUUCAGCAUCCGAGAAAAAUCGUCAAGAGGUUGAACGCAAGUUGGCCCAACAAAGAGCAGAUGCAGCCGCUCUACAAGCAGACGAAGCCCGUCGUCAAGCCAACGAAGCGUCCAACCGAGCAGAUCAGGCCCGACGUGAAGCCACUGCGGCACAGCAAGCAUUACAAGAACUAGAUGUUGAUGAAGAUCGUGCUAGUGCAGUCACGCACGUUUCUCAGCGACUUUCUCAACUUGGUCAAGAUUGGAGACAGAACCAACGCCGUUUUAAUUCUUCGACUUCACCAGCAGCUCCUGACGAGUGGAUCGACCGUUAUGCCGCCGGUCAGCUGAGGCCAAACGUUACAGCGAGUUCCCGUUCUUCAGUCAAGACAGAGUUAGAAAUUUAUUCCGGAAAGUCCCUCGACUGGUUUGAAUGGAUAGAUUUGUACAGAGCUCUUGUGCACGAUUCCGGAAAAUCCGCUGGAGAAAAAUUGGCCAUUCUUAAACGCCAUCUGAAAGGCGAUUGCCUCGACCUGGUUCAAGGUCUCGGAGGUGGCGAGUCAGCCUACAUCGAAGCCUUAGUCCGUCUCAAACAGAGCUCUGGCAGACGGGAUGUUAUGCGAGCUGCCACUCUACAGGCCAUCGAGAAAAUGGAACUGAGAAAUGACCCGGCCAUUUUCAAACGUUUUGCCGAGCGGAUUAGGACUCAUCUAUUCGAUCUCAGCCGUAUCGGAGAAUCCAAUGCCCCAGAUUUGAUCGAGAGGAUUAGCAUGAGACUCCAGCCACCAGAUCGUCUUGAGUGGAACCGUGGACGACGAGGAGGAUUGGAAACAAGAAGUCUCAACGCCUUUGGAUCCUGGCUGUGUGAGAGAGCGGCAGAGUACCAAAAUGCAUACAGCAUUGCAUCCGAGCAAGCUUCUUCUUCCGUACCCAAACCACAUCGGUCUCAUGCUCGCAGCCACCCUGCUUCAUCCACAAAGGCAACUGACAACCACUCAGCACCUAAGGUCACCUUCCGGCCAUUCUGUUUCAAGUGUGAAGGCAACCACAAAUUGGAAAAUUGUAGCCAGUUCAAAGCUUUAGUCGUUGCAGACCGAGUUUCUUUCUGCGCCAAGCACAGGUUAUGUUUCGGAUGUCUUGGAGCGAAGCACUCCGUCCGGAAUUGUUUUACGAAGAAGCCGUGCAAGAUCGCUGGUUGCAGCCUCCACCAUCAUGAAUUGGUUCAUGACCCCGAUAGACCAGCCGCUGUAUCCACGCCGCAUGCAACGAAGACCGAAAUGACAAGAACAGCGACGGCCCACCUCCGGAAGCAGAGUCCACAACAAGUCGCCAUGGGGAUGAUGCGGUUGAGAGUUUUCAGUGCCGAUAACGGAGCGGUAUGGGCGAACGUCUUAAUAGACGAAGGGAGCGAUUCGACACUCAUGCGGCAAAGUUUCGCCAGCGCAAACAAGAUUUCCGGUGUUCAUCAGAUUCUGACCGUGGAAGGCGCGGGCGGUGUAGUCAAGCGCUACCGUUCUCAGCGUGUUAAUUUCCAGAUAGACACGGUUUAUGGCGAGAAGUUGGAUCUCUCGUGUUCUACCCUGCCCACUACCGUCGCGAGUACUACCCCGGUUACAGAUUGGGGAAAUUUGAAGAACCGUUGGUCGCAUCUGGCCGACCUUCCUGUUGGAGAAACGGGCGGCAGAGUGGACAUCCUGAUCGGCAACGAUUACUCGCACCUCAUCGUCGCUUUGGAAUCCAGAGUCGGAGAUGACUAUGAACCGACCGCCAUCAGAAGCAGACUAGGCUGGAUCAUCCAUGGUGUCGUCAACGAUGGUGCUUCCGUCCUAGCCGCCCGGACUCAUACUCAAUAGU